AUGGCAUCACGCUGGGCAAACGACGAAGCAGACAAGGCCGAAGAGCUUCGUCGAAAGAAGGAAAAAGAAGAGAAGAAGCGUCUAAAACUUCAAAAACAACAAGAGGCAGAGGCGGCAGCACGCGCAGCGCAAGAAACAGAAUCGCGGCCGGCGAAGCGUCGACGACUGUCGGCAGGCGAAGAUGAUGAAGCAGACGCCAAACCAAGAGAAGCCCAAGAAGAAAGAAAACUACUGCGCUUCGAAGGCGGAGGCUGGACUUCCUGUCGCCACACAUCCAACUUUGAAACCUUGAACCAGAUCGAAGAAGGGUCCUACGGCUGGGUAUCACGAGCACGCGACAUAACCUCGGAUACGGUCGUGGCUCUGAAAAAAGUCAAAAUGGACUAUAACCAAGACGGGUUUCCCAUUACCGCAUUACGCGAAAUCUCGAUUCUCCAGCGCUGCCGCCACGCCAACAUUGUCAAUCUCCAUGAGAUACUCGCAGGAGACGAUCCUCAAGAAUGCGUCUUGGUCAUGGAGUUCCUGGAACACGAUCUCAAGACGUUGCAGGAAGACAUGAGCGAGCCGUUCAUGGCAUCAGAGGUCAAGACGCUACUACGGCAAUUGGUAUCUGGCGUGGGGUACUUGCACGAGAACUUCAUCAUGCACCGGGAUCUCAAGACGUCGAACAUUCUGCUCAACAAUCGGGGGCAGCUCAAGAUUGCCGACUUUGGCAUGGCGCGAUAUGUUCCGCCUUCCAACGCGCCUCUCACACAGCUGGUAGUAACGCUCUGGUACCGCGCGCCAGAACUGCUGCUAGGCACGCGUGACUACGGCACAGAAGUCGACAUGUGGAGCGUAGGCUGCAUAUUCAGCGAACUACUUGCCAAGGAGCCGUUGCUGCAAGGCAAGAAUGAAGUCGACGAGCUCUCACUCAUCUUCUCCCUCUGCGGCCUGCCGUCUGAGAAAACAUGGCCGCAAUUCUACCGGCUGCCCAAUGCAAAGAGCUUGAAACUGCCCCGAGAGCACAGGAACACCCCUGCUUUCAAUCGUGCCAAGUUCCCCUUUCUCACGGCCUCGGGUAUCGACUUGCUCUCAUCGUUGCUCUCGCUCAACCCGGAGCAUAGACCCACGGCGAACGAGGUCCUGGCACACGCUUACUUCAAGGAGCAGCCAAAGCCCAAACCAGCGGAAAUGUUUCCUACAUUCCCGAGUAAGGCGGGGCAGGAGAGGAGGCGAAAGAAGAGUCCGAAUGCGCCCAAGAGAGGCGAGGCGCCAGGCAUGCAGGGCAAUCUGGACUUUAGCAGUAUUUUCAGAGGAAGAGAAGACGAGGAAAAGGGCGCAGGAUUUCAGUUGAAGAUGACUUGA
Messenger RNA from Exserohilum turcica Et28A, 1347 nucleotides. RefSeq lists its product as uncharacterized. Bases 1 to 1347 code for a protein of 448 amino acids. The record is from RefSeq and is a predicted model, not a curated record. The transcript has a single exon. Gene Ontology annotation, biological process: protein phosphorylation; regulation of mitotic cell cycle. Gene Ontology annotation, cellular component: nucleus. Gene Ontology annotation, molecular function: cyclin-dependent protein serine/threonine kinase activity; ATP binding. NCBI's taxonomy places the organism in Eukaryota, Fungi, Ascomycota, Dothideomycetes, Pleosporales, Pleosporaceae.